AUGUUGAUACAAGUGUUGAAACUUCCUACAGCAGUUCCAAGUCAUCAGGAGGAAAAUGGAGGCAUGGUCAUCAGUGACAAAUGUGAGGCUAUAAGAAUACCUUUAUGUAAAAAUCUGCCAUAUAACAUGACGAUUGUUCCAAACCUACUCAACCACGAUUCACAAGAAGAAGCCGGUCUUGAAGUUCACCAAUUCUUCCCUCUUGUCGAAAUACAAUGUUCUCCAGAUAUUCAGACUUUCUUAUGCAGUGUUUAUGUCCCGGUUUGUAACGCUCUAGGACGGCCAAUUCUUCCCUGCCAAAGACUUUGUGUUUCUGCAAGGGCUGGUUGUGAAAAUAUAAUGAACCAAUAUGGUUUUCAGUGGCCAACAUCUUUAGAAUGUGGCAAGUACCCUGAUGGUACAGAAUGUUGGGAUGGCAAUGCACUGUCUCUUUCCAGCAGCAGUGUUGGAACAAGCCAAACACCACCACCUAAAGAUCUGCCAAGUACUUCUAAAUGUGAGCCUCUUUCAGUACCUUUGUGUAAGAGUAUGAGUUACAACCAAACAAUUUUUCCAAACUUAUUGAGCCACACUUCUCAAGCUGAAGCUGCUCGAGAACUGGAACAGUUCAUUCCUCUUUUACGUAGCAAGUGUUCACCUCAUCUGGAACUCUUCCUGUGCAGCAUGUAUGCCCCUGUGUGUACAAUCCUUGAGAAACCUAUCCCACCUUGUAGAAACCUUUGUGUGACCUUGAGGAGGGAUUGUGCAGACACAAUUAGAGGGCUAGGACUGUCUUCGUCAGACAUAUUUGAAUGUGAAAGAUAUCCAUCAGAAAACGUAUGUGUAGGUGAUGUUGAUACAAGUGUUGAAACUUCUACAGCAGUUCCAAGUCAUCAGGAGGAAAAUGGAGGCAUGGUCAUCAGUGACAAAUGUGAGGCUAUAAGUAUACCUUUAUGCAAAGAUCUGCCAUAUAACAUGACGAUUGUUCCAAACCUGCUCAACCACGAUUCACAGGAAGAAGCCGGUCUUGAAGUUCACCAGUUCUUUCCUCUCGUCAAAGUGCAGUGUUCUCCAGAUCUACAGAACUUCUUAUGCAGUGUUUAUGCCCCGGUUUGCAAUGCACUAGGACGGCCAAUUCCUCCCUGCCAAAAACUUUGUGUUUCUGCAAGGGAUGGUUGUGAAAGUCUAAUGAACAAGUUUGGCUUUCAGUGGCCAGCCUCUCUAGACUGUGGCAAGUACCCGGACGGUACAGAGUGUUGGGAUGGCAAUGCACUGUCUCUUUCCAGCAGCAGUGUUGGAACAAGCCAAACACCACCACCUAAAGAUCUGCCAAGUACUUCUAAAUGUGAGCCUCUUUCAGUACCUUUGUGUAAGAGUAUGAGUUACAACCAAACAAUUUUUCCAAACUUAUUGAGCCACACUUCUCAAGCUGAAGCUGCUCGAGAACUGGAACAGUUCAUUCCUCUUUUACGUAGCAAGUGUUCACCUCAUCUGGAACUCUUCCUGUGCAGCAUGUAUGCCCCUAAACCUUUGUGUGACCUUGAGGAGGAUUGUGCAGACACAAUUAGAAGGCUAGGACUGUCUUCGUCAGACAUAUUUGAAUGUGAAAGAUAUCCAUCAGAAAACGUAUGUGUAGGUGAUGUUGAUACAAGUGUUGAAACUUCCACAGCAGUUCCAAGUCAUCAGGAGGAAAAUGGAGGCAUGGUCAUCAGUGAUAAAUGUGAGGCUAUAAGAAUACCUUUAUGUAAAAAUCUGCCAUAUAACAUGACGAUUGUUCCAAACCUACUCAACCACGAUUCACAAGAAGAAGCCAGUCUUGAAGUUCACCAGUUCUUUCCUCUCGUCAAAGUGCAGUGUUCUCCAGAUCUACAGAACUUCUUAUGCAGUGUUUAUGCCCCGGUUUGCAAUGGACUAGAACAGCCAAUUCCUCCAUGUCGAAGAUUGUGUAUAUCUGCAAGAAGGGGCUGCAAAACUCUGAUGAAAAGGUUUGGUUUCCGGUGGCCAGAAUCCCUGAAAUGUAACAGAUUCCCAGAAGGGACAAAUUGUUGGGAUGGAGAGACAGCAAUGCACUCUGCUAGCCACUCAGAAGUAGAAGCUUCUCUGAAUGUAGCAGACACCCAGUUUCCAGAGGAUAAAUGUGAACUAAUUACUAUACCAAUGUGCAAGAACUUGAACUAUAAUUUCACAAUCCUUCCAAACUUGCUUAAUCAUGAUUCACAAGAAGAAGCCGGUCUUGAAGUUCACCAAUUCUCCCCUCUUAUCGAAAUACAAUGUUCUCCAGAUAUUCAGACUUUCUUAUGCAGUGUUUAUGUCCCGGUUUGUAACGCACUAGGACGGCCAAUUCCUCCUUGCCAAAGACUUUGUGUUUCUGCAAGGGCUGGUUGUGAAAAUAUAAUGAACCAAUAUGGCUUUCAGUGGCCAACAUCUUUAGAAUGUGGCAAGUACCCUGAUGGUACAGAAUGUUGGGAUGGCAAUGCACUGUCUCUUUCCAGCAGCAGUGUUGGAACAAGCCAAACACCACCACCUAAAGAUCUGCCAAGUACUUCUAAAUGUGAGCCUCUUUCAGUACCUUUGUGUAAGAGUAUGAGUUACAACCAAACAAUUUUUCCAAACUUAUUGAGCCACACUUCUCAAGCUGAAGCUGCUCGAGAACUGGAACAGUUCAUUCCUCUUUUACGUAGCAAGUGUUCACCUCAUCUGGAACUCUUCCUGUGCAGCAUGUAUGCCCCUGUGUGUUCAAACCUUGAUAAACCUAUCCCACCUUGUAGAAACCUUUGUGUGACCUUGAGGAAGGAUUGUGCAGACACAAUUAGAGGGCUAGGACUGUCUUCGUCAGACAUAUUUGAAUGUGAAAGAUAUCCAUCAGAAAACGUAUGUGUAGGUGUUGAUACAAGUGUUGAAACUUCUACAGCAGUUCCAAGUCAUCAGGAGGAAAAUGGAGGCAUGGUCAUCAGUGACAAAUGUGAGGCUAUAAGUAUACCUUUAUGCAAAGAUCUGCCAUAUAACAUGACGAUUGUUCCAAACCUGCUCAACCACGAUUCACAGGAAGAAGCCGGUCUUGAAGUUCACCAGUUCUUUCCUCUCGUCAAAGUGCAGUGUUCACCAGAUCUACAGAACUUCUUAUGCAGUGUUUAUGCCCCGGUUUGCAAUGCACUAGGACGGCCAAUUCCUCCCUGCCGAAAACUUUGUGUUUCUGCAAGGGAUGGUUGUGAAAGUCUAAUGAACAAGUUUGGCUUUCAGUGGCCAGCCUCUCUAGAAUGUGGCAAGUACCCGGACGGUACAGAAUGUUGGGAUGGCAAUGCACUGUCUCUUUCUAGCAGCAGUGUUGGAACAAGCCAAACACCACCACCUAAAGAUCUGCCAAGUACUUCUAAAUGUGAGCCUCUUUCAGUACCUUUGUGUAAGAGUAUGAGUUACAACCAAACAAUUUUUCCAAACUUAUUGAGCCACACUUCUCAAGCUGAGGCUGCUCGAGAACUGGAACAGUUCAUUCCUCUUUUACGUAGCAAGUGUUCACCUCAUCUGGAACUCUUCCUGUGCAGCAUGUAUGCCCCUGUGUGUACAAUCCUUGAUAAACCUAUCCCACCUUGUAGAAACCUUUGUGUGACCUUGAGGAGGGAUUGUGCAGACACAAUUAGAAGGCUAGGACUGUCUUCGUCAGACAUAUUUGAAUGUGAAAGAUAUCCAUCAGAAAACGUAUGUGUAGGUGAUGUUGAUACAAGUGUUGAAACUUCCACAGCAGUUCCAAGUCAUCAGGAGGAAAAUGGAGGCAUGGUCAUCAGUGACAAAUGUGAGGCUAUAAGAAUACCUUUAUGUAAAAAUCUGCCAUAUAACAUGACGAUUGUUCCAAACCUACUCAACCACGAUUCACAAGAAGAAGCCAGUCUUGAAGUUCACCAGUUCUUUCCUCUCGUCAAAGUGCAGUGUUCUCCAGAUCUACAGAACUUCUUAUGCAGUGUUUAUGCCCCGGUUUGCAAUGGACUAGAACAGCCAAUUCCUCCAUGUCGAAGAUUGUGUAUAUCUGCAAGAAGGGGCUGCAAAACUCUGAUGAAAAGGUUUGGUUUCCGGUGGCCAGAAUCCCUGAAAUGUAACAGAUUCCCAGAAGGGACAAAUUGUUGGGAUGGAGAGACAGCAAUGCAUUCUGCUAGCCACUCAGAAGUAGAAACUUCUCUGAAUGUAGCAGACACCCAGUUUCCAGAGGAUAAAUGUGAACUAAUUACUAUACCAAUGUGCAAGAACUUGAACUAUAAUUUCACAAUCCUUCCAAACUUGCUUAAUCAUGAUUCACAAGAAGAAGCCGGUCUUGAAGUUCACCAAUUCUCCCCUCUUAUCGAAAUACAAUGUUCUCCAGAUAUUCAGACUUUCUUAUGCAGUGUUUAUGUCCCGGUUUGUAACGCACUAGGACGGCCAAUUCCUCCUUGCCAAAGACUUUGUGUUUCUGCAAGGGCUGGUUGUGAAAAUAUAAUGAACCAAUAUGGCUUUCAGUGGCCAACAUCUUUAGAAUGUGGCAAGUACCCUGAUGGUACAGAAUGUUGGGAUGGCAAUGCACUGUCUCUUUCCAGCAGCAGUGUUGGAACAAGCCAAACACCACCACCUAAAGAUCUGCCAAGUACUUCUAAAUGUGAGCCUCUUUCAGUACCUUUGUGUAAGAGUAUGAGUUACAACCAAACAAUUUUUCCAAACUUAUUGAGCCACACUUCUCAAGCUGAAGCUGCUCGAGAACUGGAACAGUUCAUUCCUCUUUUACGUAGCAAGUGUUCACCUCAUCUGGAACUCUUCCUGUGCAGCAUGUAUGCCCCUGUGUGUUCAAACCUUGAUAAACCUAUCCCACCUUGUAGAAACCUUUGUGUGACCUUGAGGAGGGAUUGUGCAGACACAAUUAGAGGGCUAGGACUGUCUUCGUCAGACAUAUUUGAAUGUGAAAGAUAUCCAUCAGAAAACGUAUGUGUAGGUGUUGAUACAAGUGUUGAAACUUCUACAGCAGUUCCAAGUCAUCAGGAGGAAAAUGGAGGCAUGGUCAUCAGUGACAAAUGUGAGGCUAUAAGUAUACCUUUAUGCAAAGAUCUGCCAUAUAACAUGACGAUUGUUCCAAACCUGCUCAACCACGAUUCACAGGAAGAAGCCGGUCUUGAAGUUCACCAGUUCUUUCCUCUCGUCAAAGUGCAGUGUUCACCAGAUCUACAGAACUUCUUAUGCAGUGUUUAUGCCCCGGUUUGCAAUGCACUAGGACGGCCAAUUCCUCCCUGCCGAAAACUUUGUGUUUCUGCAAGGGAUGGUUGUGAAAGUCUAAUGAACAAGUUUGGCUUUCAGUGGCCAGCCUCUCUAGAAUGUGGCAAGUACCCGGACGGUACAGAAUGUUGGGAUGGCAAUGCACUGUCUCUUUCCAGCAGCAGUGUUGGAACAAGCCAAACACCACCACCUAAAGAUCUGCCAAGUACUUCUCUUCCAGGGCCUAAAUGUGAGCCUCUUUCAGUACCUUUGUGUAAGAGUAUGAGUUACAACCAAACAAUUUUUCCAAACUUAUUGAGCCACACUUCUCAAGCUGAAGCUGCUCGAGAACUGGAACAGUUCAUUCCUCUUUUACGUAGCAAGUGUUCACCUCAUCUGGAACUCUUCCUGUGCAGCAUGUAUGCCCCUGUGUGCACAAUCCUUGGGAAACCUCUUCCUCCUUGUAGAAACCUUUGUCUGACCAUGAGAAGGGAUUGUGAGGACCCUAUUAGAAAACUUGGGUCGUCUUGGCCAGAAGUAUUUGAAUGUGAAAGAUUUCCGCCAGAAAACGUUUGUGUAGGUGAUAUUGGUAAAAGUGUUGACACUUCUACAUCUCCAUCACCAUCAACAGUUCAUCCAAGUACCCAGCUUCCGGGACCCAAAUGUGAGCCUCUUUCAGUGCCUUUGUGUAAGGGUGUUAAUUACAACCACACCAUUAUUCCAAACUUAUUGAGUCACAGUUCUCAAGCUCAGGCUGCUCUGGAGAUGGAACAAUUCAUUCCUCUUUUACGUAGCAAGUGUUCACCUCAUAUGGAAUUCUUCCUGUGCAGUGUUUAUGCCCCUGUGUGCACAAUCCUUGAGAAACCUCUUCCUCCUUGUAGAAGCCUUUGUGUGACCUUGAGGAGGGAUUGUGCAGACACAAUUAGAAGGCUUGGAUUGAUUUGGUCAGAAAUAUUUAGAUGUGAAAGAUUUCCAUCCCAAAAAAUGUGCUUAAGUGUUGUUGGCAGAAAUUAAUCAAGAAGAAAAUAGAAGCAUGUUAAUCAGUAACAAAAGUGAAGCUUUAAACAGUAACUCUUCUUGUCCUGAUCAUUUACGAUUUGCACCGACAUGCUGAUUUAGUUCAUCAGUUUUUCCUUUUUGUUAAGAUGUAAUGUUCUCUAUAUUUCCAAAACUACUUAAGUGUUUAUGUCCUGCCUUGUAGCCCACAAAAGCGAGAAGGGGCUGCAAAAGUCUGAUGGAUAGUUUACUUUCCAAUGUUCAACAUCCCUGACAGAUGUCCGGAUGGAAGGAACUGAUGGUAAGAUGAACCAUGUUGAUAAAAGGGAACCCAUUAUAUUAUUGUGCAAGACCUUGACCUUCAAUUAUGCUGUCUUCCCGAAUCAGCAUUCACAGAAAGAGGCUAGUUUAGUUUUCCAAAACUCCAGACCCCAGUUUGUAACUCAUUACGAUGGCCAUUUCCUCACUGCUAAAUUUGUGUUCCUGCAGAAGAUAAGAUAAAUGUUAGAUAAAUACUUAUAACUGUAUUAUGGCCAUCUCAAUAGUUUUACAAUAAGUAUAUAUUACAAUGUACACGAGUGUUGCUCCUAGAUUUUUUUUUUGUUUGUUUAUAAAACACAAUAGAUAACAUGAAUUUUCAGUUGUGUUGAAAUCAAGAUGAAGCUCUUAAAAUCUUACUGAAGAUGUUGGGAGAAAAAAAAAGAAACUGGUCUAAAACAUACCCAAUUCAUCUAAAGGAGAACGGAGGGAUGCAUAAUAGUGAAAACAUGUGGCUGCAGAGGUGUCUUACAACAUGACAAUUCUUCAAAACCUACCUAGUUAUACGACACAACAAGCAAGUCUGGAAAUCCACCUGUUCUCCUGCCUGAUGAGGGUACAGUGUUCCCCUUGUCUCCAUGAUGCAUUGUGCAAUGCCCCAGCCAGGCUCUGGCCGAUUCCUACGUGUCAGGGCAUUAGUGUUUCCACAUAUGAAGGCUUUUGAGGAAAUCGGACGAGCAAAAUUGGGAUCCUGGGCCGGAAUUUGGUAAAUAUGUCGAUGAGAGGAACUACUGAGAUGUCUUCACCUCCUGCGAAAUGAGAGGCAAUUAGCAUUCAAAAGUGAUUUUGCUAACACAGCAAAAAAAAAAAAGAAAAAGAAAAAUUAGCUUCAACCCUUUGAUUAUCGGUUUGCUAAGUGUAGCUUUGUUAUGAGAUUGUGUUUUUGCUUAAUUUUCUUUAGGGUCAUCCAUUUUUUUUAAAUGUUCAUGAGCGUAUAAA
Messenger RNA from Penaeus indicus, 7440 nucleotides. RefSeq lists its product as uncharacterized. Gene Ontology annotation, cellular component: plasma membrane. The transcript is spliced from 2 exons. The coding region runs from base 1 to 6201 and encodes 2066 amino acids. The record is from RefSeq and is a predicted model, not a curated record. NCBI's taxonomy places the organism in Eukaryota, Metazoa, Arthropoda, Malacostraca, Decapoda, Penaeidae. Gene Ontology annotation, biological process: non-canonical Wnt signaling pathway; canonical Wnt signaling pathway. Gene Ontology annotation, molecular function: Wnt receptor activity; Wnt-protein binding.